AUGCAGACCGAACCACGGCCAUCGCAGCAAAGCGCAGGAUGGUCGGAAGGUCGACAUCAGACGCGAAAGCUGAAAGCUGUCGUUGCUAGUUGCUCUGCUGGCUUUGCUUGCGGGAACGGAGACGGCCGCCACGGCUGCGGGCUGCUGCUGUUUUUUGCUCCGCCGUCAGCCAGGAAGAACCGUCAGCCCAGGGCAUUCGGAGAACGCCAGAAGCGCAGCGUACAUCAGGCCCCCACGGCCUUCGGCAGGAAAAGCAAGGGGCUUACAAUGGCCGAGACCCUGCGACGUGGCUCACUAAAUUUCGAUGUGGACCUAGUGAUAAACCUGCAGCUUGCCCGUGUCGACGAUGUGGCACACAGGGUUGAGCAGUUCGUGCCUGCACAUCGCUCAUUCUUAGUCUCACUGCGUUUGCACUUCGUCCAAGGCCACAUGCAACCGGUGUAG
Molecule: messenger RNA, 444 nt
Organism: Symbiodinium natans
Lineage: Eukaryota; Dinophyceae; Suessiales; Symbiodiniaceae
Source: the annotation of a GenBank genome assembly